Molecule: messenger RNA, 774 nt
Organism: Triticum dicoccoides
Lineage: Eukaryota; Viridiplantae; Streptophyta; Magnoliopsida; Poales; Poaceae
Product: disease resistance protein PIK6-NP-like
Exons: 2
Coding region: 150-761 (203 amino acids)
Source: RefSeq, a predicted model, not a curated record
CGCAUCACCCCGGAGACCUAGUCCAACUCCGGGCUCCGGCCAAGAAUCCGACGCAGCAACCCACCCGUUCAACUCACCGUUCUUCUUGAGCUACAACUCACCCAUUCAACUUCACCGGCGCACCACUGCACCACUUGGAUCGGAUCGACAUGUCACUGUCAGUGAGCGUGACGAUGGGGGUGAUGAGGCCCCUUCUCGGCAAGCUCGCCGCGCUGGCGGGCGGCGAGUACAGUAAGCUCAAAGGGGUGAAGAAGCAGGCGGCCUUCCUCGAGAAGGAGCUCAGCGCCAUGAAUGCCGCCCUCGAGAAGAUGGAGCUCAUGGACGAGCUCGAUCCGGUCGCCAAGGACUGGAUGGACCACGUGUGGGAGAUGUCCUACGACAUGGAGAACUGCAUCGACGACUUCGUGCGCCAGUUUAGAGAUGGUAAUGCAAAGCUAGGAUUCAUCAAGAAGACUGCUCGAAGCCUCAAGAUGUUGGGACAGCGCCACCGGAUCGCUGACCGGAUGGAGGAGCUCAAGGUUCUUGCACUAGAGGCAAAUGAACGACGCAUCAGGUACAAGAUCGAUGAAUGCAAUCAUAAUUCUAGCUCUGUGACUAUUGAUCCUCGGAUGUCGACGAUAUAUGUAGAGGCAGUUGGUCUUGUCGGUACUGAUGGCCCAAGGAAGGAGCUUAUCAAUUUGUUGACUAGUACGGGAGAAAAGCUCAAGGUGGUGUCCAUUAUGGGAUCCGGAGGACUGGGUAAAACUACACUUGCCAAAUAGAUGUACGAUGAGA